GAGAGAAACAGAAGAACUAGUUCGUCUCGGUGAGACUAGCAAAUAGAACGGAAGCGGAGAUACCUGAGGCUUUAUGGAUAUGGGGAAUGAAACCAGAAGAAUCUGACGCCUAGAAUUGUUCUUGGUCAUUAAAACGAUAUGACCCCGUGUUUGCCGUGUUUAAAAUACAUUAGAUUCAGAUUGAUUGGUGAAGCAAGGCAAUUGACACCAACCAUCCGCACACUCCAACACUUUUUCAGUGGGUGAUGUUCUUCUCUCAGUUAGACUGUGCACGCUCAGUGACAACCACCAGCAAUUUUUCGUUGUAUUAUAGUCAAUGCCAACUUGCGAAGGUAAAACAGUUUCGCCAACAGCGAGAGGUGGCAGAUAAGCCGUGGGUGACGCUACUGAAUUGGGCAACAACCAAUCACGCCGACUAUAAUCGCUAACAACACUGUCUAUGUGGGUAACAAAGCUUCACACAACUCUGAUAUGUUGUGCACUGAGAAUUAACCAGUUCAAAACUAUGUAUGAAUAGUGGGCGAUGCUGCCGUAGCUUAUUUGAAUCGAGCCAAAUACACACAGCGCAUAAGAGGGCAAAUCUUAUAAAAAGCGACCUGUCGUGGCAUGUCUACGCGUGCGACUUAGUGUGGAACUGCUUUGCCUAGACAGGUUAGACAGGGAGUUUUUUCUGCACCCCCUCUCAACAGUCAUAAAAUGUGCGAGUUGCCGCACACCGUGUUGGGGUCCGUUCAUUUCCAACGUGUGAUACUACAUCGUAGUUAUUGUAACUCUAAACUUCAUGUAUAUGCUUUUAUAUACAGCGACGAAUUUCUUAAAAUACUGAUGAAUGCUGCAUGCACG
This is a messenger RNA of Plasmopara halstedii, 843 nucleotides long. RefSeq lists its product as uncharacterized. NCBI's taxonomy places the organism in Eukaryota, Oomycota, Peronosporomycetes, Peronosporales, Peronosporaceae. The transcript has a single exon. The record is from RefSeq and is a predicted model, not a curated record. Bases 246 to 428 code for a protein of 60 amino acids.